This is a messenger RNA of Triticum turgidum subsp. durum (durum wheat), 957 nucleotides long. NCBI's taxonomy places the organism in Eukaryota, Viridiplantae, Streptophyta, Magnoliopsida, Poales, Poaceae. The record is from the annotation of a GenBank genome assembly.
AUGCACUGCAUUUCACAGAGUAUGAUGUUCUUUCUGGGCUCUGCUCACUGGAUUGGAAGUGGCAGGUCUGGCAAGGUGUGCCGAAUUUGUGUUGUGGAUGAAGAAGGUGGUAGUAGAAUGGUGGCUGUUAAAAAGAUAUGGAACGCGCAGAACCUUGACAACAAGCUUGAGAAGGACUUCCUUGCAGAGGUCCAGAUAUUGGGUGAGAUCCAGCACACAAACAUUGCCAAGUUGCUUUGCUGCAUCUCAAGCUCAGAGGCUAAGCUUCUUGUCUACAAGUACAUGGAAAACGGUAGCUUAGACAGGUGGCUGCAUCAGAGAGAGAGAGAGAGAGUUGGUUCACUGGUGCCUUUGGAUUGGCCCACCAGAUUGCAAAUUGACAUUGACUCAGCAAGAGGUCUUUGCUAUAUGCACCAUGAUAGUUCACCCGCAAUAGUGCACUGUGAUGUCAAGUCUGCUAAUAUCCUUCUUGACCCCGAGUUCAGAGCAAAGAUAGCCGACUUCGGGCUUGCUCGGAUUCUUCUCAAAACCAGAGACCCUGGGUCAAUUUCUGCCAUAGGUGGUACCUUUGGCUACAUGGCACCAGAGUACGGAUACCGGCUUAAGGUGAAUGAGAAGGUCAACGUCUACAGCUUCGGAGUGGUCCUGUUGGAGCUCACAACAGGGAGAGUGGCAAAUGAUGGAGGCUUGGAGUAUUGCUUGGCAGAAUGGGCAUGGAGACAGUAUCAAGAAUAUGGCCUGUCAAUUGAUCUUCUUGAUGAAGACAUUCGAGAUCCAGCCAACAUUGAAGAUGCAUUUGCAGUGUCUGCGCUAGGUGUGAUCUGUACAGGUGGGCAGUCUUCAGUACGGCCAUCAAUGAAGGAUGUGUUGUACGCUCUUCUCCGAUUUCAACAUAAAUCAAGGGAAAGAAGCCUGCAGCAUGCUGUCUCCGAAGAAACAUCACUUCUAGAAUCCUAG